UACUGUUCUAGCAAAUUUUCAUCUGGCAACACUGCUUGAUCUUGUUUGACUUUUACUUUUGACCACCUAAACAAUAACAAAAAAUAUAUUGAGAUUAUUUUUCUCAAACGCCUGUUUACAAUUAUUAUAGUCAAUAAUUGUGCUUGAUUAUCACCAAAUGUGCAAGUGAAUAUAUGUAUUAAAUAAAUAGAGGUUUUGCUUGGUGAACAUCUUCGAGGUUAUAAUUUUGUAAUGUGUGUUUAGUUUUUUUAUAAAUUUAAAUAAUGGAAGGAGGUAAUUUUGUUAACCCGUUAACUCAAAAAAUUGGAUUUAUUGGCGGUGGUAAUAUGGCCAAAGCCAUAUGUGAAGGAAUAGUUUCAAAAGGACUUGUUCCAUAUGGUCAAAUUCAUGUAUCAGGUCCAAGAAUUCACAACCUAACAUGGUGGUCCGAAAGAGGCUGCCACGCUACCCAGGAAAAUGGAUCACUAGUAGAAAAUGCCGAUAUUGUUUUUAUAUCAGUUAAACCCCACAUUCUACAUACAGCUAUUGAGGAAAUUAAGAAAACCCAUCCUAUUAUGCACCAAUCGAAACUAUUUGUAUCAAUUUUGGCUGGGAUAACAUUGAAACAGUUGGAACAUGUUCUAAGCGAAUUUGGCGGUAGGAUUAUUAGAGUUAUGCCUAAUACUCCAAUGACUGUUGGAGAAGGCUGUACGCUAAUCAGUCCCCACCACUCUGCCACCCAAGAAGACAUAUACUUAGUCAACCAAAUACUAUCAAUAACCGGCACCUGCAGGGAAAUUCCUGAAAACCUCAUCAACGUUGCAGGCGCUCUUACAUCCAGCGGUCCGGCCUUCAUCUACAUGGCCAUCGAAGCUCUAGCUGAUGGCGCUGUCAAAAUGGGGCUUCCCAGAGUCCUAGCAUCAGAGCUUGCGGCCCAAAUGACCCUGGGUGCGGCCAAAAUGGCUAGAGAUACCGGAAAACACACAGGGCGGUUGAAGGAUGAGGUUUGCUCGCCUGGUGGGACCACUAUACAGGGCGUUUACGCUUUGGAAAAGGGAGGAAUGAGGGCAGCGUUUAUGGACGCCAUAGAGAAUUCUACGAAAAAAGCAGCUGAAAUGGCAGGUCAUAAAUGAAAGUUUAUAUAGAUUAAAAUAUUAGGAAAAUUUAAAUUAGAUAAACAUAAUAAUGGCAAAUAAAUUAUUACUGAUAAGUUACAAUAAUAUUUGCAAUGUUGCAGUGUGUUUCGAUACUUAUUGCGAUUAUUGAAAAUUGUUCAAAUACUGUAAAAGUACAAUAAUGGUGAGUUUUCAGAUUUUUUGACAUGUAUUUUAUUAAAAUUCAAGCAUUUAAAUUAUUAAACAGCUACUCCAAUUUUUGCAAUAAAAU
Messenger RNA from Psylliodes chrysocephalus, 1365 nucleotides. The record is from the annotation of a GenBank genome assembly. NCBI's taxonomy places the organism in Eukaryota, Metazoa, Arthropoda, Insecta, Coleoptera, Chrysomelidae.